Colletotrichum orchidophilum is the source of this 1359-nucleotide messenger RNA. RefSeq names its product isocitrate dehydrogenase. Gene Ontology annotation, cellular component: mitochondrion. The record is from RefSeq and is a predicted model, not a curated record. The transcript is spliced from 2 exons. Gene Ontology annotation, molecular function: isocitrate dehydrogenase (NADP+) activity; NAD binding; magnesium ion binding. NCBI's taxonomy places the organism in Eukaryota, Fungi, Ascomycota, Sordariomycetes, Glomerellales, Glomerellaceae. Gene Ontology annotation, biological process: isocitrate metabolic process. The coding region runs from base 1 to 1359 and encodes 452 amino acids.
AUGAACGCAGCCCGCUUCCUCCGCCGCCCCGCGACCUUUGCCCUCCGGCCCUCCUUCGUCGUCCCCCAGUCUUCCGCCCCCUUCUCCUCCUCGGCCUCGUUCAACUUUGCCCGCACCAUGGCCGCUGCCGCCAAGAUCAAGGUCAAGAACCCCGUCGUCGAGCUCGACGGCGACGAGAUGACCCGCAUCAUCUGGCAGACCAUCAAGGACAAGUUCAUCCACCCCUACCUCGAUAUCGACCUUAAGUAUUACGACCUCGGCCUGCCCUACCGCGACGAGACCAACGACAAGGUCACCCUCGACGCCGCCGAGGCUAUCAAGAAGUACUCGGUCGGUGUCAAGUGCGCCACUAUCACCCCCGAUGAGCAGCGUGUCGAGGAGUUCAAGCUCAAGCAGAUGUGGCUGUCCCCCAACGGCACCAUUCGCAACCACCUCGGCGGAACCGUCUUCCGCGAACCCAUCGUCAUCCCCCGCGUCCCGCGCCUGGUGCCCGGCUGGAAGAAGCCCAUCAUCAUUGGCCGCCACGCCUUUGGCGACCAGUACCGCGCCAAGGACGCCGUGCUCCCCGGCCCGGGCACCCUCAAGAUGGUCUACACCCCCGAGGGUGGGGAGCCCCAGGAGAUCGAGGUCUAUAAGUUCAAGAACGGCGGCGGCGUCGCCCAGACCCAGUACAACACGGACGAGUCCAUCACCGGCUUCGCCCACGCCUCCUUCAAACUCGCCCUUACCAAGAAGCUGCCCCUGUACAUGAGCACCAAGAACACCAUCCUCAAGAAGUACGACGGCCGCUUCAAGGACAUCUUCCAGGAGCUCUACGACGGCAAGUACAAGGCCGAGUUCGAGGCCGCAGGCAUUUGGUACGAGCACCGCCUCAUUGACGACAUGGUCGCCCAGAUGGUCAAGUCCUCCGGCGGCUACAUCAUGGCACUCAAGAACUACGAUGGCGACGUCCAGUCCGACAUCGUCGCCCAGGGCUUCGGCUCCCUCGGCCUCAUGACCUCGGUCCUCAUCACCCCGGACGGCAAGACCUUUGAGUCCGAGGCCGCCCACGGCACCGUCACCCGCCACUACCGCGAGCACCAAAAGGGCAACGAGACCUCCACCAACCCCAUCGCCUCCAUCUUCGCCUGGACCCGCGGCCUCAUCCAGCGCGGCAAGCUCGACGAGACCCCCGAGGUCAUUGCCUUCGCCGAGUCCCUCGAAAAGGCCUGCAUCGACACCGUCGACGUUGACGGCAUCAUGACCAAGGACCUGGCUCUCGCCUGCGGCAAGACCGCCCGUUCCGACUAUGUCACCACCAACGAGUACCUCAACGCCGUCGAGCGCCGCAUGAAGAACAUUCUCAAGGAGAAGUUGUAA